GGGAGUGCCUGGACGCCGCUCAGAGGGCUUUGUACAAGGAUGUGAUGUUGGAGAACUACAGGAACCUGGUCUCCGUGGGUGAGGAUAACUUGCCUCCAGAAGUCGUCAGCCCUUUUGUUCUCUGGAGCCCUGACCUUAUUGUGUCCAGGAUCGUCUCUGCACGCUGCAGAAGGAAUACACAACUGUCCAAAAUGACAAGAUACCUAUAAACUAUUGUAAACUGUUAGACAAUGUGUAGUUACUUUUUAAUUCACUCCUUGCAGAGAUUUAAGCCCUGGAAGGGGCAGUCACAUAAUAGAGAGGAUGUGAAAAGCAAAUGCAGCCAGCACCACCUUCAGAAUUUCCACAGGAAACAGAAGAGGAGCUAUUAACUGGCACAUUUCCUAUUAAAAAGUAUUAAGAGUGUAUAUGACGCUGCUGAAAACGUGAAACACUAGUGGCUGAAUUUGCUUGCACCAUUUACGUACAGAACAGAAAUCCUUAUCAUAUGUUUGUGGAAAUACUUCAAAACCAGAAUGUCAUCAGUACUAGGAAAAGUUAAAUCUCUCUGAAGGAGUCCACCUUUUAGAAGCUUCCUUAUCUGCCCUUGACACCAACCAAUCAGAAACAGAAAAAAAAAAAAAAAGGAUCAGUUAAAAUAUCUAAUUUUCUGGGUACCUGGGUGUCUCAGUUGGCUGAGCCAGGGACUCUUCGUUUCGGCGGAGGUCAUAUCUCAGGGUUUGCGAUAUCCAGUCCAGACAUGGGGUGACGGGCGGCGUACAGAGGGCUCUGCUCAGAGCCAGCUUGGGAUUCUAGAUCUAGCUGUCUGCCCCUUCCCGCUUGCAUUCCCUCCCGUGCUCUCUCUCAAAAUAAAUAAAUUUUUAAAACUCUAAUUUUCAAGAAAAAAAAGAGACUUCUAAAAUACCUGAGAACAAACACUUUAAUUAAAAUUGCAAUGAAAUUUGGCAGUUAAGGGCUUAAGCACAUACAGGUCCCACUGGUAGGUCUCAAAGACAUUUGGAUUUGUAAUUCAUCUGGAGAGGUGUGGAGUCGAAUAUCAAAUUUAAGAGAGAGACAUUAAUCAACACCCAUUGACGCAGAAACUUUUAUUCCUUUAAAGCAACGUGCCAGCGCUCCGUCCCACAGCCCAAGGCCCGGCGGGGAAAGCCUGGAGUGCAGUGCAAGGGAUGGCGAGAAGUGACAGUUGAGUGAAAAGUCUGAUGACGAGUUAAUACCGAACAGCACAAUUCCCACAGGACAGUGUUUAUUUCUUUUAAUGUUGACUUUAUUUUUGAAAGAGAGAGAGUGCGAGCGAGGUAGGGGCAGAGAGAGAAGGAGACAGAAUCCAAAGCAGGCUCCAAGCUCUGAGGUGUCAGCACAGAGCCCGAUGGGAGGCUCCAACCCACCAUAGGGAGAUCAGGACCAGAACCAAAGUCAGAGGCUUAACCUACUGAGCCACACAGGCGCCCCCCGCCCCCCAGAACAGUUGCGCGUGUCGCAUUCUAGCGUCCAUCACCGACACUGACCACCCCGGCUUUUACUUCACUAAACAAGGAGCUGUCACUAUCCGGGUCUCAGUCGAUCCACGAGGAUCCCGGGCGCCAGGUCCCCACACUGCUCCGCCUCCCCCCUAGAGCGCAUGUCCACCGCUCUCUAAAAACUUUUCUCUCACCCCCACCGCAACCCGCCCCCCCCCCCCCAAUUGCUUCCCCAGGCACCGGGCUCAACUUGUGAAAUACCGCCGCUCCCAAUAGAAGCGGCCCACCCUUCCCCGAGGUUGCACCCAGCCUGGCUCGAAACGACACCAGCGGGAUUGGACGGAAUCCAAAAGCGGAACCCGAAACCGCGCGGCCGGAAGAGAAAACAGGCCCGCAGACGCUAGGAGGAGAGUGGUGCGCUGGACCCGCCCCACCGGAUGUGUCCUGGACACGCCCCGGCACCGCCCCGCGGCGCACGCGCGUGCGCCAUUUUCUGCAGCCCCGGAAGCUGAUCCAGCAGGGCAACGUACGCUGUGGGUAUAACCUUACUUGAGAAAGAAGACCAGAAGAAGGGGGAAAAAAGAAGGAAUGGCUCUUUUCCAGGCACGGUUGACCUUCAGGGAUGUGGCCAUAGAGUUCUCUCAGGAGGAGUGGGAGUGCCUGGACCCCGCUCAGAGGGCCUUGUACAGGGACGUGAUGUUGGAGAACUACAGGAACCUGGUCUCCUUGGGAAGCCUUUCUGCUGGAUUUGCACUCAUGGAAUUGUCACCAGGGGAGGACAUUUAUAAAGAAGUAUUUUACCACUUAGUGAUAUUGGAGAGAAAUGAAAGCCAUGGCAUCAAGGAUUUUGGUCUCAAGGAAGUCUGGGAAAAUAGGCAUGAGUUUGAAAAUCGGUGGGGAGAUGAUGCAAGAAAUUACAAAGAAGUGCCUUUGACCCAUAACAAAAAUCUCACUUGUAGGAAAGAUCAGCCACUUAAUCAGCCCUCAGUUACUCUUCCUGAAAAGCAGAGUGUUUCUGUGAGAAAAAAUACAUAUCAGUAUGUCUUGAAUAAUGAACCAUUCAUCAGGACUUUGUUACAACAGGACAGUAAUGUAAGUGGUUCUGGAAACCAGUAUAUAAACUGCUUGGAAAAUAGAAUUGGAUUAAGUUUGCAGGCACACCUGGAUGAGCUCCAGAGGUUUCACAGUGAGGAGAAAAUGUAUGAAUGUAAUCCAACUGAGAAGUCUGUCAGCAGUGGUUCCUCAGUCUCACCAUUUGAAAGAAGUCCCAGGGCCCAAAACAUUUGGAAUAAAUCUAGGAAAGUUUUUCAUUUGUUACCUGCACAGGCCAGGAGAGCAUGCACUAGACAAAAAUCUUAUCAGUGUACUGACUGUGGGGAGGGUUUUAGCAAAACCUCAAACCUCAUGAGCGAUGAGGGUAUUCUUUCUGGACAGAGACCUUACAGAUGUAAUGCAUGCAGCAAAGCCUUUGCUGAGCGUUCAAGCCUUACUCAAGAUAAAAUCCAUAGUGGAGAGAAACCUUACAAAUGUAGUGAGUAUGGCAAAGGUUUUAAGCAGUGCUCACACCUCUUUAGACAUCAGAGUACACAUCCUGGAGAAAAACCACACAUAUGUGAUGUGUGUGGCAAGGCUUUUAUCAGAAGCUGUAGGCUUAAUCAACAUCGGAAGAUUCACACAGGAGAAAAACCUUAUUCAUGUAGUAAAUGUGAUAAGGCUUUUCGCACGCGUUCUCACCUCUCGGGUCAUGAGAGAACUCAUACUGGAGAGAAACCUUACAAGUGUAGUGAGUGUGGCAAAGCCUUUACCGAUGGUUCACAUCUUAGUCAACAUAGAAAAAUCCAUACUGGAGAGAAACCGUACAAAUGUAAUGAGUGUGCCAAAGCGUUUACCCAAUCUGGAAACCUUACUAGGCAUCAGAAAAUACACACUGGUGAGAAACCACACAAAUGUAAUGUGUGUGACAAGGCUUUUAUCCAAAGUUCAAGCCUUAUAGCACAUCAGAGAAUUCAUACAAGACAAAGACCUUAUAAAUGUAAUAAAUGUGAUAAGGCUUUUAUCAAACAUUCACAGCUUUGCGGACAUGAGAGAACUCAUACUGGAGAGAAACCUUACAAAUGUAAUGAGUGUGGUAAAGAGUUUACCCAGUCUUCACGCCUCUCUACUCAUCACAGAGUCCAUACAGGAGAGAAACUAUAUAAAUGUAACCUAUGUGGCAAGGUCCAUAGUCAAAUUUCAAACCUUGCAAAUCAUCAGGAUAUGUAUACUGGAGAGAAACCUUACAAAGUCAAUGAGUGUGCCAAAGCAUUUUCCCAAUUUGGAAACCUUACUAGGCAUCAGAAAAUACACACUGGGGAGAAACCACACAAAUGUAAUAUGUGUGACAAGGCUUUUAUCCAAAGUUCAAGACUUAUGGCACAUCAGAGAAUUCAUACAGGAGAAAAGCUUCCUAAAUGUACUAAAUGUGAUAAGGCUUUUAUCAAACAUUCAGAACUUUUACGUCAUGAGAGAACUCAUACUGGAGAGAAACCUUACAAAUGUAUUGAUUGUGGCAAGGCCUUCUCAUGUAGUUCACAUCUUACUCAGCAUAAGAAAAUCCAUACUGGAGAGAAACCGUACAAAUGUAUUGAUUGUGGCAAAGCCUUUGCGAUGCGUACACGUCUGACACAGCAUAAGAGAAUCCAUACAGGAGAGAAACCUUACAAAUGUAAUGAAUGUGGUAAGGCUUUUACCCAACGUUCACACCUUUGGAGUCAUGAGAAAAUUCAUACUGGUGACAAACCUCACAAAUGUAAUCAGUGUGGCAAAGCCUUUACCCAGCCUUCAAAACUCACUAGACAUCAGAAAGCCCAUACCGGAAAGAAAACAUGUAAGUGUAACAUAUGUGGCAAGUUGUAUACUACAAAUUCAAACUUUGCAAAUCAUCAGAGAAUCCAUACUGUUGACAAACCUUAUAAAUGUAAUGAGUGUGACAAAGCGUUUACCCAAUUUCAGAGCCUUACUAAUCAACAGAAAAUACACACUGGCUAGAAAUCACACAAACAAUAUGUGUGUAACAAGGCUUUUAUCCAAAUGUCAAGCCUUUUGGCAUUUCAGAGAAUCCAUACAGGUGAAAAUCCUUGUAAAUGUACUAAAUGUUGUAAAGCUUUUAGCACAAGUUCAAACCUUUUUGUUCAUGAAAGUACUCAUACUGGAGAGAAACCUUACAAAUGUAGUGAGUGUCGCAAAACCUUACUGAGUGCUCAAAUCUUACUCAACAUAAAAAAAAUCAGUACUGGGGAGAAACUUUACUAAUGUAAUGAGUGUGUCAAAGCGUUUACCCCAUUGGGCAACCUUGCUAAGCAUCAGAAAAUAUACACUGGCAUAAACCACACAAAUGUAAUGUGUGUAACAAGGCUUUUAUCCAGUGUUCAAGCAUUACAGAAGAUCAGAGAAUUCAUUCAGGAGGAAAACCUUUUAAAUGUAAUAAAUGUGGUGAAGCUUUUAUCAAAUGUUCUCACCUUUGGGGUCAUGAUGGAACUCAUACUGGAUAGAAACUGUACAAAUGUAUUGAGUGUGGAAAAGCCUUUAUGGAGCGUUCACAUCUUACUCAAUGUGAACCUAAUAUGUGUGGCAGUGCUUUUAUUCAAAGCUCAAGCUUUGGGAAGCAUCAAAGAAUUCGUAGGAGAAAGAAACAAAUGAGCAAGUGUUCAAGACUUGCUCAGUAUCAGAUUUCACCAUGGAGAGGAACCAUAUGAAACUAACAUAAGUGGGAAAGCUUGUAACCAGGGUUCGUACCUCACCUGAUAGAAUAGAAGCCUCUGAAAGAAAGCACACACUAGGAAUGUAUGACAAGGCUUAUCUAAAGCUUAUACUUUGGGGAAUGUAAUUUCUUCUAGAGAGAACCCUUACAAAUAAAAUGAGUGUCAUCUGGGUUAUAAAAAGUGUACAAGUUGGGGAUGGGUUAAAACAGGUGAAUGGAGUUAAGAGGUACAGACUUCCAUUGAUAAAAAAACAAAAUAUACAACUUUGUGCUUUGUGGUCUAGAAAGAAUUCACAUAACAUGGAAACCAUAUAAAUGUGUCAAAGUCUUUACGUCAGCAUACACCAAAGAAUUCUUACUGGACAGGAACAUUAAAGAGUAAUGAAGGCGAUAACUUUGCCAAUUCUUCAAUGGACUACAAUUUAAAACUUCAUGCUAGGGGGACCUCGGUUUGCUCUGACAAUUAACCAAUCUUAGGUGUUAAAUUCCAGAAAAUAAAAAGUAUUUAAAACUCA
Molecule: messenger RNA, 5711 nt
Organism: Leopardus geoffroyi (Geoffroy's cat)
Lineage: Eukaryota; Metazoa; Chordata; Mammalia; Carnivora; Felidae
Product: zinc finger protein 665-like
Exons: 5
Coding region: 2046-4484 (812 amino acids)
Biological process (GO): negative regulation of transcription by RNA polymerase II
Molecular function (GO): DNA-binding transcription repressor activity, RNA polymerase II-specific
Source: RefSeq, a predicted model, not a curated record